Messenger RNA from Galeopterus variegatus (Sunda flying lemur), 531 nucleotides. RefSeq names its product chromosome unknown open reading frame, human C8orf82. Lineage: Eukaryota; Metazoa; Chordata; Mammalia; Dermoptera; Cynocephalidae. The transcript has 4 exons. Bases 1 to 531 code for a protein of 176 amino acids. The record is from RefSeq and is a predicted model, not a curated record.
AUGUGGCCGCCGUGCGGGACGCUCCGGACCCGGGUGGCCCUGGCGCGGUCGCGGGGAACCUGGCCCUGCGGCGGGGACGGGGCUAUUUCUUACACUCAGGGUCAGAGCCCCGAGCCCCGGACCCGCGAAUACUUCUACUACGUGGAUCAUCAGGGUCAGCUCUUCCUGGAUGACUCCAAAACGAAGAACUUCAUCACCUGCUUCAAAGACCCACAGUUCCUGGUCGCCUUCUUCUCCCGCCUGAGACCCAAUCGCAGCGGGCGCUACGAGGCCGCCUUCCCCUUUGUCUCGCCCUGCGGCAGAGAGCGCAACUUCCUGCGCUGCGAGGACCGCCCCGUGGUGGGGGUGUCCGCUGGUAAAAGGAUUUCUGGGCUCUUCCCUCUUGGGGCCUUCAUCCCUGCUCGGGCCGGCCCCUCUACACCGACCUGCAUCUGGGGGGGUGCCCGCGUGGGCAGCACCGCCCUGAGUUCUGAGGAGGAAGCCAAGAAUCUUCUCUACUUGAGAGGCCUUGCAGGGAGGCUGGAUGGGUGA